Adineta steineri is the source of this 3489-nucleotide messenger RNA. The record is from the annotation of a GenBank genome assembly. NCBI's taxonomy places the organism in Eukaryota, Metazoa, Rotifera, Eurotatoria, Adinetida, Adinetidae.
AUGUUGUCUAAUAUAUUCCAUCUACUUUGGAUUAUCAAUGCUAUGAGUAUUAUGGCUUAUGGUGCAUCAAUUUUUACUUCAAAAAAUUUAAAUCUGUAUAAUACAAUCAUAAAAAACACAUCAACAACAAAUGCUUAUUUUCGUCCUACAUGGAUAGAUGUUAAUCUUAGUGCAGUAGAUUCAAAUGUACGUCUUUUGAAAGAAUAUAUUGGUGAAAAAGUACAUUUAAUGGCUGUUGUAAAAGGAAAUGGUUAUGGACAUGGAAUGUUAGAAAUAGCGGAAGCAAGUAUUUCUGCUGGUGCAACAUGGUUAGGAGUUGCUUCAUUAGAUGAAGCACUGGCUAUACGUUCAAAAUUCUCACAUGAUAUUCCGAUUCUCGUUCUUGGUUAUGUUGCUCCACAGUAUUUAUCUUUAACUAGUCAACUUCGUAUCACCGUCACAGCUAUUUCACUUGAAUGGGUACAAGAAGCUGCUCGGAUAGUUCAACAACCGUUCGAUUUUCAUCUCAAAUUAGAUACAGGUCUCAAUCGACUUGGAUUGACAACGAUUGAUGAAGUAGAAGCAGUAAUGAAAAUGGUUUCUCUCAAUCCGAAUCUAAAUUGUACAGGAAUUUUUACUCAUUUUGCUACAUCAGAAGAUAUGCAAAAUAAAAGUUAUUUUCAUCAACAACUAGCAAGUUUUCAUACAUUUCUUAAUGUCAUUCCUAAUCGUACGAAUAAAAUUAUUCAUUGUGCAAAUUCUGGUGCCACUUUAUAUCAUCCAGAAAAACCUUUCUUUAAUAUGGUUCGUUUAGGAAAAGCAUUAAUGGGUCCACCAAAUGAAGGAUUAAAACAUCUACUUCCCAUGCAACUUCAAAAUACACUAUCACUUCAUUCUAUCUUAGAUCUCGUCAAACAAUUAAAUCCUGGUGACAAAGUCGGUUAUGUAGGUGAAUAUACAGCAACACAACAUCAAUGGAUUGGUACUAUACCUAUGGGAUAUGCUGAUGGUUGGCAUCAACAAUUCAAAGCAACUAGUGUUCUCGUCGAUGGAAAACGAGUACCAAUUAUUGGACGUAUUUCUAUGGAUCAACUAAUGGUAGCUUUACCAAGAAAAUAUCCGACUGGCACUCGUGUAACAUUCAUCGGUCAACAAGAUAAUGAAAUAAUACUUGCAGAUGAAAUCGCACAGAAAGCAAGUCAACCAAGAUCAGAAAUAUUUCUAUGGAUUUUCUGUCUUAUAACAGUUGUUGACUGUCAAGGAGGAGGCGGCGGUGGUGGUGGAGGUGCAUAUGGCUUUUUUGGUGUUGUAGCUAUUCUGAUCUGCUUGCCUAUAUACUGUUGCUGUGCGGGUAGACCAAGACGAUCUAAUGCUAAAUUUGUUAAUAAAACAACUUCAUCUGACGCAGAAAAACAAAUAAUUGAUAUAAAACUUUUUCAAUCUGGUACAUGGGAGAGUCAAUAUCAUCAAUACAAUAAAUGGCAUGGACCGCAUCAAGUUGACUUAUUUUUUGAUAUGCAUCAGAUGAAAAUAACAGGAUCCGGAUCAGAUGAUGUUGGUUUGUAUUCUAUUGAUGGUCUAUAUUCAACACAAACUCGUCGAAUUGGUCUUACAAAGACUUAUCUAUCUGGUUCAGGAAAUAUAUCACAAAAUCUAGGACAUAAUGUUAUUAUUCAACUCGAAUGGAAUAGAUAUAAUAAUCAAUUCGAAGGUAAAUGGUUAUCAUCGACAGAUGAACAUUGGUUUAUAUUUAAUAAAUAUCAAUUUCCUGGUUUUUAUACACCACUUUUUACAUUAAUCUCUUCGUUACCUAAUACAACAAAUUUAAGUAUUCGAAAAAAUCUUUCAUUUGCUUUAUCUACAUAUGAAAACUCAAUUGAUAUUAAUAAUCGAAAUGAACAAUUAAUUAAAUUAAAUAUUGAACGUGCUGAUUUAAUGUAUAAUACAAUAAAUCAUUUAAUAUUUAUUGGUAUACGACAACAAGCUAAAUUUGAAACUUAUGUUAAUUGUAAAUUAAUUGAUUCAUAUUUACUCAAUUCAACAAAAAAUUUAACAUUUACAGUUGAAAAUUUAACAGAAGGAAUUAAAUAUUAUCAUGAACAAAUAUUUGAAAAAUUUGGAUGUAGCCAAACAGAAUCACUUAAUGAAGCAGCAAUAAUUGAAAGACCAUUGAUUCGAAAAAUGCAAUAUAUUAUUGAAAAAGUUCAACAUCUACAAUCUCCUCUUGUAUCAAUCUCAGAUUCAUUGACUAUUAUUUACAAACCAUAUAUAAGUCAGUUCAAUAAUACUAUUCUUAAUGUAUCACGAUUGGCAUUUCAUAUUCGUUAUUAUCCUAAAGAACAUCUCUUUCAUAUGCAAUUCAAUAAUGAAAAUCGUACUCAGUUUCUAUUAUAUGCUGAUAAAUCAACUGGUUUUUCUACUCCUAACAAUACUAUACUCUUCUUACAUAUAACUUCAACAAUGAUAACAUGUUACGUUAAUUGUGAAUUAACUGAUCAGGAAUUUAUCAUUGAUUCAUCUUAUGUACAAAAUAUAAUUCGACAAAUAAUUAAUGAAAAUGAUGAACAAAAACUACUUAUACAAUAUGAUCGUCAAUCAACAUUAAUUUUAUUUAAUAAAUCAAUUGAUCAAGUAGCAGCGAAUUUUUUCUGUUUAAAAUUGGAUAAAAACAAUGAAGAUUUCGUACCUGAUAAAUAUACUUUACGAAAAUUUGCUAAUACUCUCGAUGUAUUAGUUGAUAAUCUUGAUACUCCAAUAUCUAUGAAUGAUCAGACAUUAAUACCAGUCGCACAAAAUAUUUCACCUGUUGAUAUUCAUUUAAUAAAUGGUUUUGGAAGCCUUCAAGUUUCUUCAUUAAAUGUUGAUAUAAAUACAAUACCAACUGAGAUUAUUAAAUAUAAUAAAUCAUGCCUGAUAGAUCAAGAUUGUAGUUUGAAUAAUUCUUUUUUAACAUGUCAAAAUGAACAUUGUAUAUGUUCAACACAUUGUUUUUGGUCAUCAGUUUUACAUCGUUGUAUAUCAUGUAAAGAUCUAUCCGUUGGUAAUCGUUGUUUUCGUUUAUCAAAUCAUAAAUCUACAUGGUAUGAAACAAAUGAUUAUUGUCAAGAUGAAAAUUCUUUAGAUGAACAACAAGAAUAUACUAUGAAGUUAGCAUCAAAUUUAACUCGUACUGAUAUUGAAUUACUUAAACAUAGUCUUUUACAUGAAGAUGAUGGUGAACAAUUGGAUUAUUUUUAUUGGAUUGGUUUAACAAGUCAUUUUAAUAUACAAAAAUUUCAUAAACAAAAUUAUCGAACGAAACGACGUAUAUCAACAACAACAAUAACAUUUCAUUGGUAUGAUAAUAGUGAAAUAACACAAUUAGAUAGUCCAGAUAUAUGGUGUUCACAAAAAGAAAAUAUAAAUAGAGAAACAAUUGAUAAUAAUGACUUAUGUGUUAGUUUGACUUCAUGUGGUUUAUAUGCUGAUGACUGUCAACGAAAUUACAGAUAUUUAUGUGAAGCUGUUUGA